AUAUUUUAAAAAAAUUUCUAGCCACUACCGGCCAUUACCAACGUGGUGAGAAGGGAAGACAUUAAUCACAACGGUGCCGAUAUUUUCCACCCAUCUUUCCUUGAUCUACACUUCAUCAUGAUGUAAUGAAAUAACGUCGAGUUUCAGAUUUCGCCCAUAGAAACUUCAAUCGGGUCAACUGACCAAAUAAACCGGGUAGGGAUAUCAAAAGAUCCUCUCAUCGUCCCCCAACUCGGAGACUUUGACGAGUCGUCGGAGUCGAAGUGGCCCUUCUCCUUCAUCCCGCUAUCGGAGACCGAAAACCCAUCGAAGGAAAGCCUAUAUGACCACGGCCCAUUCAAAGCCGCGUUUUUUUUUCUCUCUCUCUCUCUUUUAUUAAAUCCCAAUCCUGGCGGCCAGCUUCCUUCUAUUUCCCGUCUCUCUUCUCCUCUUUCCCCACCCCCUCUUCUCCUUCUCCUUCUUCUUGUCUAUCAUCCGGACCACUGCCGGCCGAAUUGGUUGUCCCACAUCGGAGAACGGAGUAAUUCUAGGAGAGGUACAAAAAUAGGAAGUUAAGAUACGAUGAACAGCCUCUUCUCGGGAUCGUGGAGGCGGGAAGCGGAUGGGAGCAGCGGCGACGUCCAGAUGAGCCGCAACUCGUCCGCGUCCGCGGCCGGCGGCGCCAAUCUGGACAGGUUCUUCGAGGACGUGGAGGCGAUCAAGGACGAGCUCAAGGAGGUGGAGCGCAUCCAUCACCGGCUCCACGAGUCGAACGAGGCCUCCAAGACCCUCCACGCCGCCUCCGCCGUCCGCGACCUCCGCGCCCGCAUGGACGGCGACGUCGCCACCGCCCUGAAGAAGGCGAAGCUCAUCAAGCUCCGCCUCGAGUCCCUCGACCGCGCCAACGCCGCGAACCGCUCCCUUCCCGGGUGCGGCCCCGGCACCUCCACGGACCGCACCCGCACCUCCGUCGUCGCCGGCCUCCGCAAGAAGCUGAAGGACUCGAUGGAGGGCUUCGUCGAGCUGCGGAAGAGGGUCGCCGCCGAUUACCGGGAGUCCGUCGAGCGGCGCUACUACACGGUGACCGGGGAGAAGCCCGACGAGCAGACGGUGGAGACCCUGGUGGCGACGGGAGAAGGCGAGAGGUUCCUGCAGAGGGCGAUCGAGGAGCAGGGAAGGGGGAGGGUUUUGGACGUGAUAGCCGAGAUCCAGGAGAGGCACGGGGCGGCGGCGGAUCUCGAGAGGAGCCUGCUGGAGCUGCAGCAGGUGUUCUUGGACAUGUCCGUGCUGGUGGCGGCGCAGGGGGAGCAGCUGGACGACAUCGAGAGCCAGGUCGGGCGGGCCCACUCCUUUGUCAGGCGCGGGACCGAUCAGCUUCAGACGGCCCGCAAGCACCAGAAGAACACCCGCAAGUGGACCUGCAUUGCCAUCAUCUUGCUCCUCAUCAUCAUCCUCAUCAUCGUGCUCCCCAUCGUCCUCAAUAAAAAAUAGCCAAUUAUUGCAUGAUUUUUAAUCAUAUGAUUUCAGAUAGGAUGACGAGAUCAGAUGCAUCCUUCUCCUGCUGCUCCAUCUGUUCCUUUUAUUUUUUUCUUCUAUUUAUUUUUGGAGUAUCCUUUUGUUUCUUCCUUCUAUAUAUUGCCGAUAGAUGAUGGUGAUGAUGAUGGAGCCGGAUCGGCGUUUGCGUUUUUUCUGGACAUGAUUUUGUUUGGCCGUGGUCAUUGUUUCCUUUACCAUGACUGUGAUAUAUGAUAUGAUCAAAGAGGUUUAUUUCGUUUAUUUGAGA
Messenger RNA from Phoenix dactylifera (date palm), 1762 nucleotides. Its product is annotated as syntaxin-121-like. NCBI's taxonomy places the organism in Eukaryota, Viridiplantae, Streptophyta, Magnoliopsida, Arecales, Arecaceae. Gene Ontology annotation, cellular component: SNARE complex; plasma membrane; endomembrane system. Gene Ontology annotation, biological process: vesicle fusion; exocytosis; intracellular protein transport. The record is from RefSeq and is a predicted model, not a curated record. Gene Ontology annotation, molecular function: SNAP receptor activity; SNARE binding.